Molecule: messenger RNA, 1200 nt
Organism: Trichobilharzia szidati
Lineage: Eukaryota; Metazoa; Platyhelminthes; Trematoda; Strigeidida; Schistosomatidae
Source: the annotation of a GenBank genome assembly
GUCGCUACCGAUGUGACCUUGCUCGCUUCCAAACAGGCGUAGCUUUUGUAUAAAAAAUGGAUCAUCUGUACCCUAAGCUUACUCCGUAUGAGUUCGACUACACAACUGAUAUAAACAAGAAAAUGAGAGUACCAGAAAAACUCUCCUAUGACUCCGAUAACUCUGGUACGCUAAGUGAGGGUCACGAUGUAUCUUUUCGCAAUUAUCCAGUUGCUGAUAUAAUUCUAGACGCAAAACGUACAUCAGAGAACACACCAGGAUAUAGCCCAGACAUUCUUAAUAACAGUGAUAUCAAGUCGAAGGUCUUUUGCAGUUCUCAAGCUCAUGCUUCUUCUCAAGUCAAUCAAGAAGAGGCUUCAGCUAGCGCUAGUGCUCAUGCUGGUGUUGUCUGUGAAACAUCAAGUCAUCGAAGUAAAGAACGCCUUCGUGUUGUAGCCAAGCCCUCGUCUCAGUCUAGUAUAGAUCAACAGUGCUUAUCAACUAUUGAACAGAAUCUUGUUAAACUUGAAGAAAGAAUUUCCCAUUUAGAAUUUCAACAAGCUCUAUUCAAGGGUGGAUUAACAUUAUAUAUAUUAUAUCGUAUAAUGAGAUGGAUUAUUCGAAAUGCCUAAUGUAAAUAAAAUUAUUAUUAUUAUUUUGUUUUUUGUCAAAGCUAAAGAUUAUAAUUCUCUUUUAUUAUUUUUGUUUUUCUCUCUAAAAUCAGUAUACAUCAUAUAUACAUACAUACUUACAUAUUUGCUUAUAUCACAUUCAGUGCAAACCAGUCAGAGUAGUUGACAGUUCAUCAAGAACAUAAUGUAUAUUCAGAUUAUACCACCUUGUAAAUGAUCUUAGAGAAAUGACAACACCAACAACAACCACAAUACUCAACAACAUCUUCAUCUUUGCCAGUACACAACACUGCCAAAUGUAUUACAGUUUUUUUGUUUUGUUUUUUGUUUUUACUACUACUACUACUUCGACUACUACUAUUCUUAUGCGUACUUUAAUUCUUUUAUUUUGUAAAGCAACUCACCAUCUCUUCUUUUUUUAUGGUGAUAUUCUUCAACAAUCAUUGAAAAUUUGCAUUACUUCUAUAAUAUAUGAAUCAUUCAGAAAUAAAGAGAAAUAUUUCCUGAGUAUUCAGAUUUCUGGCGGUUGUUUUGUUUUGAUUUGUAUGUUUACUUUGUAUCGUAUAUGUCCGAUGGUGUUUCUGUUCAG